GUCAGGAAGGCGGUGAAAGAGGCGAAGCAGCGCUACGGGAGGAAACUAGAGUCACAACUCCAACAGAGUGACUCUAGGAGCCUGUGGCAGGGAUUAAGGCCAAUAACGGAUUAUAAAGCACCAACAUCCGGUAUGAUAAAUGCAGACGUGCUGAACACUUUCUAUGCUCGCUUCGAGGCUGCAGCUAAAGACGCUAGCGAUGCUAAUGCUAACGGCUGCAGACAGGAAGUCACUGCCAGCACCGGAAGCGCGUUCAUCAUCACCGAGCAUGACGUGAGGAGAGCCUUCAAGAGAGUGAACACCAGGAAAGCAGCAGGACCAGACGGCACCUCAGGCCGCAUUCUCAGAGCCUGCGCAGACCAGCUAGCACCUGUGUUCACUGAGAUAUUCAACAUCUCUUUAUCUCAGUCGGUGAUCCCCACAUGCUUCAAAGAGUCCAUCAUUGUUUCUGUCCCAAAGAAACCUCAUCCUGCUUCCCUCAAUGACUAUCGCCCUGUAGCCCUCACCUCAGUAGUGAUGAAGUGCUUUGAACGCCUGGUCAGAGACUUCAUCAUCUCUUCACUACCAGACACACUCGACCCACUACAGUUCGCUUAUCGUCCAAACCGUUCCACGGACGAUGCAAUCUCUCAUCUCCUCCAUACAUCUCUCACUCACCUGGACACUCGGAGGGGGAAUUAUGUGAAAAUGCUCUUCAUCGACUACAGUUCUGCAUUUAAUACCAUAAUUUCCUCCACACUUACCACCAAGCUGGAGCACCUGGGACUCAGCUCAUCAAUGUGUCAGUGGAUCUCCAAUUUUCUGACUGGCAGACCACAGGCAGUAUAUGGCGUUAUAUUCCUGCCACAAUUCUGAGCGCGUGGUUUGACAUUUUGAGAGCAGACAAAGCACUCUAUGCGCGUGCAAUGUCUCCUCUGCGCUCUCAACAGCUCGAUUCUGCGUGUGCAAUGUCUCCCCUGCACGCUCAACAUGUUCUCUGCUCGCUCAAAAUUUUCUCCGCGCACGCGCGACUUCACGAUUCUGCGCGCACUCGACUCUGGCUGCACGCGCGUGCAACAUUUCUUUUCUGUGCGCGCUCGACUCUGCCUGUACGCUCGCUCAACUUUGUCCAGCGUUACUAAACUGCCACAAAACCAGCCAAUCACAGACAUCCACACACUACUUCUGAUUGGCUGUUUCUCCUCCAAUCAAGUGGCACUACUAUCGACCGCUUAACGGAAGCGUUGUAAAUAAAGCUGGAUAAGUAAAGCGAGCGAGUAGAAUUUUUAUACGACGUGUCUUCGCUCAUUGUUACACAAUGACGACUGAACCCGAACAGGAGUAUGCAACAACACCAAGGCCGCAUGACAUUUUGAGACAGCAGUUAAUGCAGAGGCUUCUUACCAAACUGCAAUCUGCAAUUAACCAACAGCCACUAAAUAUGGAUUAUUUGGAGUUUCUGACUCGUCACGAGCUUAUUAUUUAUGAAUCGUUCUCUGAUCAGAUAGGUGGUCUGUCAGAGAUUACAGAAGCACUUCAAAAUCUAUAUCAUUUGGUCCUGUGUGAAAUUAAUGCCAGCUCUGGACCCAUUGUAGAACACCAAACAGAAGUUGGUCCUGGUUCUGGUCAUCCCAAAAUUGUGAUAGAGAGAGAGAAACUGAAGAAUUUGUUGGACAUGCAUCUGCCAGUCCCCUGCAUUGCUAAAUGUCUAGGUGUUUCAGAAAGAACAGUUUACAGGAGGAUGCAAGAAUUUGACUUGUCUGUGAGAGGAUCAUACAGCACAAUCACUGACCAAGAGCUAGACAACAUCAUACUCUCUAUCAAAAGUCAGAUGCCAAAUGCUGGUUAUCGAAUGGUUAAAGGACAUUUGGUUACAAUGGGUCUCCGUGUUCAGUGGUGGAGAAUGAUGGCCUCAAUGCACAGAGUUGAUGCUGCUGGCAUCUUCUCACGUUUGUCCGAAUUAGGUUGUAUUGUACGGAGAAGUUAUUCUGUGCGAGGCCCUCUCUCCCUGGUCCACAUCGACACAAACCACAAACUAAUAAGGUACAACAUUGUGGUUUUCAGUGGUGUGGAUGGCUACUCAAGGAAGAUCUUGUACUUGGAUGCUGCAACAAACAACAAAGCAGAAACAGCAUUUUCAUUCUUCCUGAGAUCAACUCAGCUGCAUGGCUUACCAUCAAGGGUUAGGGGAGAUCAAGGAGUUGAAAAUCUGGACAUUGCACAAUUCAUGUUUACUACAAGGGGAACAGGAAAAGCGAGCUUCAUCUCUGGAAAGAGUGUCCAUAAUCAGAGGCAGAUUUUGACACAUUUGUUGGAGGAUGGAAUAAUCAUCCUCUACGAACGGAGGGAGGUCUCACUCCAGAGCAGCUGUGGUGUAUGGGACAUCUACAAGAUCUGGAUGAGGGAGAGAGCCUUGAGGAACUUCAAGACCCCGGUAUUGACUGGGAGAGUGCUGUACUGCAAGAAGUCUCUAACGGCACAGUUGUGGUUCCUGAAAUUGAGUGCCCACUGGAUAAGCAAACCCUGCAAGAACUUCAGAGAACUGUCAAUCCUCUGGAACCAUAUCAGUCACAUCGGCGGGACUUGUACAUACGAUUUCUGCACAACGUGUCAAACUAAUGAUGACAUUUUAAAUUGAAAAACAAAACUAGUCAGAAAUAUCUCAAAUAUGAACAUUUACUCAAGAUACCAGUAGGCAAGAUUUUUAUUUUUAUUUUUUUAAUAAUUAAUGCAGGCACUUGGGGGCAUUUACUGACAAUGCACAAUUGUGCUACUUGUAACAAACAGAGGAGUUCUGUACAUAAUUUCACCACAAUGCUGUUUAAACUGUAUGAUUGAACCCAUGUGGAAAUAAACAAACUAAAGUGAACCUAUUGCAACAGCUGAUGUUUAAAACAAUAAAUGAGAUGGUCUUAAACUCUGUAGAAUCCACCUCCAUAUCUAACUGCUUCACAUAUUAUUUUUUUAAACUCUGUGUAAGUUUUUAUAUGCUGUACUGAAAAAGUCACAGUACGUGUGCACGCACUCAC
Clarias gariepinus (North African catfish) is the source of this 3008-nucleotide messenger RNA. RefSeq lists its product as uncharacterized. The coding region runs from base 1298 to 2617 and encodes 439 amino acids. The transcript is spliced from 9 exons. The record is from RefSeq and is a predicted model, not a curated record. Lineage: Eukaryota; Metazoa; Chordata; Actinopteri; Siluriformes; Clariidae.